GUUGAAAUCAAAGCUUGCUGUUUCCCAGGAACAGAUAGAGCAGGUUGCAAAAGUAACGGUUGGACAGAGUAAUAACCAUCUUUGGUCAUUGGUGAGGAAAAACCGUCUGACAGCAUCAAAAUUUGGGCUUGUGCUUGCUGCAAUAAGAAGAAACAGGUUUGUACAAACCUAUGAUCAAUACUUUGCAAUUGCCCUACUUGGGUUUCCUGGAACUCACACCCCAAUAUAGUGGAAGGCUAUAAUGGCAUCAGACAUGAUGCAUCAGCCUUGAUCAUUUGGUCACCACUGCUCAUACAAGUUUAUAUACUUAAGUAUUAGCAUAAGAUGUUCUAAUGAAAAAUUUCCAGGUUUCCGCCAUCUUUGUAUAAAACGGUGUUUUCAUCGUACAAUAUGACAGCAAAAUAUGCCAUACUUUGGGGGACCACAAAUGAGUCCAAUGCCAAGGAGAAAUAUUGUUCAUAUGGCGAUGCAGUUGUGGAAGAAACUGGAGUGUGGCUUCAUGAAAGUGGUGUGUUGGGUGCAAGUCCCGACGGCAUCAUACGCCGUGCUGCUUCACACAGCUACAACCAUCAGGUGGCAGAGUUGUCAGAUGUUUUGGAAGGCCUACAAAUAAAGCCGGACCUUCUGGAAGUAAAGUGUCCCUUUUCUGCCAGACAUAUGACAAUUCCAGAAGCUAUUGGAUCCAUCAAGGAUUUCUGUUUAGGUAAGGCAUAAUUAUUUUUUU
This is a messenger RNA of Pecten maximus, 724 nucleotides long. RefSeq lists its product as uncharacterized. NCBI's taxonomy places the organism in Eukaryota, Metazoa, Mollusca, Bivalvia, Pectinida, Pectinidae. Bases 391 to 714 code for a protein of 107 amino acids. The record is from RefSeq and is a predicted model, not a curated record. The transcript has 3 exons.